CACUCGUCACUGCUCAGUAACCAGUACUUCCUCUCAGCCUUGAGAAACAGGCACUACCAACUUUUAUAGUGAAACCCUCCUAUUCACAUGACCAGGAGGUCCCAACCAGAAUAACAGGACAGCCCGACUGCCCCCGUCAAUGUCACGAUCAAACAUCUGAAGGCGAACUCUGCCGAGGUGACAUGGGACACCCUGGAUGCGGACAUUGUCAUCGGCUUCGCAAUCUCACAACAGAAGAAGGACAUGCUGCGCUUCAUUCAGGAGGUGAACACCACCACUCGGUCCUGCACUCUGUGGGAUCUGGAGCAGGACACUGAGUACCUCGUCCAUGUCCAGUCCAUCAGUCUGAGCGGGACCAGCCCGGCCAGCGACCCCGUGCUCUUCAGGACGCUGAAGGAAGCAGAGAAGCAGCAAUCCAAAAGCAAAGAUGAGGUGACGAUGCUGGAGGUUGGAAACAGCACGCAGCUGCGAGCGGGAGAAAUGAUUAUCAUCGUGGUGGUAUUAAUCAUGUGGGCAGGUGUGAUUGUCCUGUUCUGCAGGCAAUAUGACAUCAUCAAAGACAAUGAACCAAACAACAACAAGGAUAAAGCCAAGAACUCGGAGUCCGAGUGCAGCACGCCAGAGCAUCCGACUGGAGGGUUGCUGAGGAGCAAGGUAUAGGCCCCUCGCACGCUUCAGGGCAGUUCCCUUAAAACAACAAGCCAUCCAUGAAACAUCAUCAAAGCCUGACUGCUCUCCUUGUCUACAAGAAGGAGUUUGCCCAGCAGGCACAGCCUGGUACAAAAUGCUUUGAGGCAGCAGCAGCAGAGACAGAGAAGCUUCGCCCUGGGAAUUGCCCUGUCUGGAAGUUUACAAGAGAAGGAAGCAGCAGGAAGGUGGAGCGGGUGGAGCAGAGACGUCUACGUUGGCGUGACCCCUUAACAGUUUUAAUUAAGUCAUGCUUUAAUCAAGAGGAAAACAAAAGCCUACAUGAGCAUACUCACAUACAGUACACCUCAUAGUGUGUGGAAGAAGAACUGCCAAUAUUCAUCGUUAGUGUUGCUACUCAAAACACUGUGCUUGAUUAUUUAUUGUCUAAUUCUAACUGUACCAUGAUUGCUAAGCUCCGGACAAGCAAGGAAUUCUGAGAAGACCAAUUAACAAGUCUGCUUCUGAUUGGUUCUGAUGCUUGCGGCGAGAACAUUUUCAGGACGCCUAGUUCACCUACAGCAAUCGCUUGGGCUUGCUUUUUAUGUCCUACAGGACUCUCCAGAUUCAUACUUUUACACAUUUUGUUAUAAGCAUUACUAAUCAGUGUUUUUGUGGUUAUUUAUUUAUUUAUUUAUUUUAUUGCAUUUCAAAAGAAAUCUUUCAAGUAUUUGUCAGUAAGUUUUUUGUUUUUAUUUUUAUCUGUAAAAAAAAAAAAAAACUCUCCAGCACUUAAGAGUUAAUUCUCUUGAAAAGCACACACAUUGACAGUAUUUACAGAGUAUUAUCCUUAAACUUCAUUACUAUUAUUAUUAUUAUUAUUAUUAUUAUUAUUAUUAUUAUUAUUAUUUUAAAAAAGAUGCCUGAUGGUUUGAUGAAAAUCUUGAUUUUAAAAAUCUUGGAUAAUCAUUUGCGAUCUCUCGUCAUUGUUUUUGAACAGUGUUUAGCUAAUAUAUCACAACAAGGUGCCUUGAUUUUUAAGGCAUCUAGGUUCUACUCUUUUGUCUUUAAUGAUCUAAACAGGUUGAGAUUCGUGCUUCUGGUAACAUGAGGAAAUCUGCUUUAUUUGGCCUUGGCACACUUGACUCCAGUGUCUGCUGGCCGCUGUUUUCUUUGAGGUCUCCUCUGGGGAAACCUGUACGUUUGAUUUCACUUCUAAGGCUGAAUAAAAAACCCUUGCUGUUC
Molecule: messenger RNA, 1872 nt
Organism: Polyodon spathula (Mississippi paddlefish)
Lineage: Eukaryota; Metazoa; Chordata; Actinopteri; Acipenseriformes; Polyodontidae
Product: fibronectin type III domain-containing protein 5-like
Exons: 6
Coding region: 244-660 (138 amino acids)
Molecular function (GO): protein binding
Source: RefSeq, a predicted model, not a curated record